Molecule: messenger RNA, 1213 nt
Organism: Aaosphaeria arxii CBS 175.79
Lineage: Eukaryota; Fungi; Ascomycota; Dothideomycetes; Pleosporales
Product: V-snare-domain-containing protein
Exons: 3
Coding region: 479-1156 (225 amino acids)
Biological process (GO): retrograde transport, endosome to Golgi; macroautophagy; intracellular protein transport
Cellular component (GO): ER to Golgi transport vesicle membrane; Golgi apparatus; late endosome membrane
Molecular function (GO): SNAP receptor activity; SNARE binding
Source: RefSeq, a predicted model, not a curated record
GUUUAUAUCCCUAAAUGCAUUCUUGGUGUCGUGCCAAAUCAACCAAGCGAUAUAAGUGGCCAAAAUGGUUAUCCAGGAACGGUUUGUCCAUGUGCUGUGCUGAUCUUGCGCUAAGUCGAACUUAGAAUGAAUGUUUCCUUACAUUUAACUGUGUACAGGAAGACCUUUUCCCAUGGUCAUGAAAUACAAAUGUCUCGCCGGAUGAUACAACAAUAAUUCCAAAAGAAAGGAAGACCCUAUCCGCCCAAGGGGUGAUCGCUGAAGUGUAGAUCAGUGCACGUGAUCCAACAUCGACGGCGGACUUGGCGAACAUGCGCCCCAUCAUGGUCCUUGAACGUCACAGCGUCACAUCGCAACUUCAGAUUCGUCUCUCCAGACUGGCAAACCACCCUCUCUACGCAUCUCCAAUAGGCCUCCAGGUUCUGCGCUCGCCAUAUUCAUUACCGAUCUUUUACUCUUCGCAUAAUCGCCUUUCAACAUGUCCAACCUCAUGGAUACCGAGGCCGGUACCGAGCGCUUCACCAGCUACGAAGCCGAACUCAAGUUGGUGCAAGCCGACUUGAACCAGCAGCUAGAUGAGAUACCUGAGCUUACGGGAGAGCCUCGAAAAGCUUCGAUCGCAAAAGCAGAGCGUGCUCUUGAAGAAGCAAACGAGCUGCUCGGACAAAUGCAGUUGGAGAAGCCUAACAUUCCCGCCAACUUGAAAUCGAAAAUCAACACCCGCUACCGCAACUUCCAAACCGACAUCGAUGCAGCAAAGCGCAAACUCACAUCCCUAUCCGACGAUCGACGCGCCCUUUUUGGGUCACGCUAUACCGAUAAUCCAACCGGAGAUGAUCAGCUCGAACAGCGCCAGCAGUUGCUCUCAGGAACUGAGAGACUUGGCCGCUCAUCCAACAGAAUUCGUGAAAGCCAAAGGAUUGCGCUGGAAACGGAGCAGAUUGGUGCCGGAACAUUGGGUGAUUUGCGAACUCAAAGAGAACAAAUCGAGCAUCAGAGACAAGUCCUCCUGGAGAGUGAGAGUUAUACGGACCGAAGUAUCAAGACGCUGAAGGGCAUGGCUAGAAGGAUGGCUACGAACCGAAUCAUUACGAUUGCAAUCAUUACGGUAUUGGUCUUGCUUAUUAUUGCUGUUAUCUACAGCAAGUUCAGAUGAUGGACCAAGGAUCAGUGUUUUAUUUGGAGGCAUGGCGUUUAGAGGCGAAACUUGUAC